This is a messenger RNA of Symbiodinium sp. CCMP2456, 1749 nucleotides long. The record is from the annotation of a GenBank genome assembly. Lineage: Eukaryota; Dinophyceae; Suessiales; Symbiodiniaceae.
AUGUGGGCCAAUCCUUCGAAAGAGCUCAGUCGGCUUGCGCUGGCCUGCAGGAAGAAGACCGGAACCUGGCAGGAAGCCGUCUCAUUUCUCACCGCUAUGCAGGGCAGCAAGGAGAUGCCCGACCAGAAAGCCUGGGGAGCUUUGAUCAGUGCUUGCGUGGCCGGUCAAGCUUGGCCGGUGUCGCUUGCCCUGUUGGAGGAAGCUUCAAGUCCACAGCAAAGCCGACCUGACAUCACUUCGCCCAUGGCAGACACCAUGAUGUUCAACGACACUAUGGCUGGUGCGAUGAGGCAAAAGCAGUGGCCCGUCGUUGUGGCACUCUUCGAAAGGCUCCGCGAUGCUCCGGAUGGUAUGCCCCGUCCCAAUGUGGCCUCCUACGCGCUGGCUCUGAAAGCCUGCGAGCAAGGCGAUCUUUGGCCAGCGGGGUUCGGACUGCUACAACAGAUGAGGGAUGUGGCCGUGCACCCAAACACCGUCACCUACAACACCUUCAUCAGCCUUUGCACACAGGCCAACCGCUGGGCCGAUGCCGUGGCGGCGCUACAUCAGCUCCAUGAGGAUGCUCUCAGGCCAACCGUGAUCACCUACGGCUCUCUUAUUGCUGCCUGCGGCAAGGGCAGUGAGGCGACGAAGGCUUUGAGAUUCCUGCAAGAGAUGGAGGCAGCAAAGCUGCAGCCCAGCGUCCCGGCCGUCACUUCGGCCAUCCGGGCAUGUGAGCAAGGCGGACUGUGGCAGGAUGCUCUUCGCCUCUUCGAUGGGCUGAAGACGGAGGAGGGCUUGCCACCCGACCUCAGGGCCUACAACGCCACGUUGAGUGCCAGCGAGAAAGGAGCCAAGUGGGGUGAAGCUCUGGAGGUCUUAAAGGAGUUGGAAGAGGGCGCCGAUAGCUCCGGCCGGCUCAAGGUGAAGCCUCCAAAACCUGACGCUAUCAGCUACAAUGCCAUCAUCACGGCUUGUGGCAACGGCUUGCGCUGGGACCUCUCCCUGAUGUUCUUGCAGCGGCUUCGGGAUGCCGCUACCGGCGUGGUAGCGGAUGUGAUCAGCUUCAAUGCUACGGCCUCUGCCUGCGAGCGGGCGAGCCAGUGGUUGAGAGCGCUGGCACUGCUUGACGACCUGCUUGAGGAUGGAAUCCAGCCGGAUGUCAUUUGUUGCAACACCUUGAUCGGCGCAUGUGCGACAGGCUUGAACUGGCAGCACGCUGUGGCCAUGCUACAGAGGAUGCCAGAGCUGAAGGUCGAGUCCGAGCAGCUCAGCUACCGUGCAGUGCUCCUGGCAGCUGCAAGGGCAGAUGCUUGGUCCAAGGCCUUGGUCCUGCAGGACGACAUGCGCUCUGCAUCGCUUCUGCUUGAUUCAGCCUGUCACAGCACUCUCCUCAUGGUUUGCCAGCAGCACGACCUGGGGCCCCUUGAGGAGCAGUUGUUGCAGGAACUGGCGGCAGAAGGCCUGCAGGGCCCGGAGGCGGAGGCUUUCUGGUGCGCAGCAAAAGCUGCUGCUGCAGCGACGCGAGCCAAGUCGGCAGACCUGCCGAGGCACAUGGAGUUGCUGAAAACCUCGGCAGAAGCUUGGAGCCCGCGGCCGGCGAGGUUGUCAAACAAGGAGCUGGAGCUGCUGCGCUAUGUGUUGUUGUCCGCAACACCUGGAGAUGUGGACUCGGUUUGCGACAUGAUCGAGCGCUUCGGCACAGAUGUUCUCCAAGGUGGCCCUGUGACGGGGCGAUGGUUGAAAAUCGCGGGGUGCGACAAAGCUGAG